AAGUUGUUUGGUAGCGCAGCGGCAGAGCAACGUUUGCUCGCGAGGAAAAAAAUCAGUAAUUUCGAGUUAAAAAGUGGUUCCAGCGCGAUGAUUCCGGCGGCCCAGAAGCUCGUCGCGGUUCCCCAGAGCAAGAAGACGCGCACCGAUCUGAUGAGCUACACGGCCAAGGACAAGCAACUCAUGGAGCAGCAUAAUGUGGACCGCACGUCGUCCCUGUUUGCGCCGAUUAUGCUGCUGGAGGGUCACGGCGGGGAGAUCUUUUCCACCGAGUUCCAUCCGGAGGGUCAGCAUCUGGUUUCGACGGGAUUCGACCGGCAGAUUUACCUGUGGAACGUGUACGGUGAGCAGUGUGACAACGUCGGAAUGAUGAAUGGCCACACGGGGGCCGUGAUGGAGGUGCACUUUUCACCGGACGGCGGAAAUCUGUACACUUGCAGCACGGACAAGAUGGUGGCCGUGUGGGACGUUCCGACGUGUACGAGGAUCCGGAAGAUGAAGGGCCACGCGAACUUUGUCAACAGCUGCCAGGGUGCGCGCCGGGGACCUACGCUGAUCUGCUCCGGGUCGGACGAUUCCACGAUUAAGGUUUGGGACGCCAGGAAGAAGCACGUGAUUCACACGUUCGACAGCGAAUUCAUGGUGACGGCCGUUUGCUUCAACGACACGGCGGAGCAGAUCAUUUCCGGUGGGAUUGAUAACGAGAUCAAGAUUUGGGACAUCCGCAAGCGGGACGUGAUUUACAGAUUGCGAGGACACACGGACACGAUCACGGGGUUGGCACUUUCACCGGACGGGUCUUACGUGCUGUCCAACUCGAUGGACAACACGCUCCGGAUUUGGGACGUCCGACCGUACGCUCCGAUGGAACGUUGCGUCAAGGUUCUCACCGGUCAUCAGCACAACUUCGAGAAGAACCUGCUACGGUGCGCGUGGUCACCGGAUGGUUCGAGGAUCUCCGCCGGAUCUGCGGACCGCUUUGUCUACGUGUGGGACACAACCUCCCGCCGGAUCAUGUACAAACUGCCGGGCCACAACGGCAGCGUCAACGACGUGGACUUCCAUCCAACGGAACCGGUCAUCGUUUCGGGUUCCAGCGACAAGACCCUCUACCUGGGAGAACUGGACGGAUAAGAACAACAAAAUUUCGCCUCUAAUCUUUCUUUAUUUGUGAAUUUAACUCUAAUUGAAUAAGAGGACAUGCUAGCGAAUAA
Culex pipiens pallens (northern house mosquito) is the source of this 1211-nucleotide messenger RNA. Its product is annotated as U5 small nuclear ribonucleoprotein 40 kDa protein. The record is from RefSeq and is a predicted model, not a curated record. Bases 88 to 1131 code for a protein of 347 amino acids. Lineage: Eukaryota; Metazoa; Arthropoda; Insecta; Diptera; Culicidae. Gene Ontology annotation, cellular component: catalytic step 2 spliceosome. The transcript is spliced from 2 exons. Gene Ontology annotation, molecular function: protein binding; RNA binding.